Molecule: messenger RNA, 962 nt
Organism: Pseudogymnoascus destructans
Lineage: Eukaryota; Fungi; Ascomycota; Leotiomycetes; Thelebolales; Thelebolaceae
Exons: 4
Coding region: 359-871 (170 amino acids)
Molecular function (GO): fatty acyl-CoA hydrolase activity
Source: RefSeq, a predicted model, not a curated record
CAUAUCCCCAGCAUGCUCAAUAUCAACGGCAUUUAUGAUCAAAACACAAAUCUACACAGCCAACACGUUAUCAGAUUAUUAUAGUGACGAUAGUCGAACUCAAAUCCCCAGAGUAUGGUAAGACCGAGAACAGGGGUACAAAGGUACGUACCAAGCCGAGGGUUGCUUCAAUAGCCGCGGCCUUUAUUUCCAGCGAAGGGGUUAGUUCGGACCUGUCAGUCACGCCCCCAUUCCUACCUCUGUGGUCCAUCUUACUACAAGAUAGACAUCAUUUUUCUAUAUCCUGUGUAUUCUGCGUAUUCUGUGUAUUCUUUUAUCAUUUAACGCUUCUUGUAAUUCGAAAUACCCCCGGCUACCAAUGGCUAAAUCCGAUACCUCGCCUGCAGGCGCCAAUGUCGCGGCAGAUGAAGAGCACCGCCUCCUCGUGCAGGAAUUCUUAAAGUCCGCCUCGUCAACAGAGUUGGGGAAUGUCUGGGGAGAGUCAAUCUGCAUCACGGACUUGAAAGUCAUCUCCGCCACGGCCAAGCCAACCGGAAGGGUGGUAUUUGAAUAUACCUGCCAGGCCAGCCACGCCAACCGUCUGGGAAACCUACACGGCGGAUGCGCCGCCACCCUCUUCGACAUCGCCACCACGACAGCGCUGGUCCCCAUCUCCAAGCCCGACUUCUGGAAAUUCCUCGGCGUGAGCAGGACGCUGAAUGUGACCUACCUGAGGCCCGUGCCGGUGGGCGAGACGGUGAUUAUUGAAUGCGAUGUUCUUGCCAUUGGGAAACGAUUGUCUACGAUAACAGGCACUAUGAAGCGCAAGUCUGACGGCGCUCUUACUUGCAUAUGUGAGCAUGGAAAGGUAAACAUUGACGCGAAGAUGUGAUCUGCCUUAUAUGGUGUCGAAGGUUUCAUAGGGACUACUGUAUAUAGACGCGCCGCACCUCAUAGAAUUUAGCGAGGAUAAAUGGGGUAGU